CAGUUACAACGGUCUUAGGUUACUUCUACCGCUUUUACGCUCCACUUACUGCUGGCAAAGGCAGCCGUCGACGUCAGGCACCUCCAGGGUCACAGAGCUUCAGGUGCAUUGAACAGGACUGUCACUGCCUUUGGUAACAGGGUUGCGGCCGCUUCCCGCUCAAUUCCACUUUCGCAAGUUCGUGUCCGCUAAAAGAUUUGACAGUGAGUCACAAAAUUAAUUCACUCAUGUUUCGACAAUAUCACUUUGUUCCUUGUUGCUCCCCUCCAGGCAUUUCAAGUACCUUGUAUCAAUACUGAAUGUCUGUGCUAGAAGGCUCUAGGCAUCCCUCGCCACCCGAGAGCCCGGGUCCUCCAGGCCAGAACCAAACCUUCAACCGUCGCAACACCAAAACACAGUACUCCGAUCUCGCUCGCGCUGCCAUUAUGACAAGCGCCUCAUCUACUCCCAAGGCCGAAGCUGAAUCCUCUCACAACCAUGCCGCUUAUCACUCAUCUCUCAUGCCUCCUCCCAAGUCCGCCUUUGGGCGAAUCCCUUCCAACCUGGCACCCACCAAGCCUCCACCACAUGCUACGAAUUCGAUGGGAAGAGCCUUGACAGAUACACCUUUGCCGAGUGCACCUGGAAGCCCUCAGAUAUCGGCUCGCGGUAGCACCGCAGUCUCCGGAUCAGCCACACCCAAACUACGAGCCACUACCCUCGAUAUCCCUGGACUGACUCGAUCGAGAGUGUCGCCGAACGGUCAGAUCUCGGAGAGAGAUGUGGGAGCCAAACUUAUCAUCAUCAUGGUCGGUUUGCCUGCAAGAGGGAAGAGUUACAUUGUGAAAAAGAUUGCACGAUACCUGAACUGGUUACAACAUCCUACAAGAAUAUUCAAUGUUGGAGAUCGUCGAAGAGUCGCUGCUGGUGUAGGGAAGCCCAUCCCAGACAGGACCACAGAAGCGCUCCGCGAAUCGGUGCGACGAAUGAGCAUCACCAGCACCACCACGACCGAGCCGCAAGGUAUAGUCGACCACGAACUCCUCCCUCCGCCUGCAGUCAAGACCGAUAUCCUCGUUAAUGGCGAGGCCGCGAGACCAGACUCGCCAUCUCCCCUCAGUCCGUUACAAAUGAAUGGCAUAAGACCUGAGGACAAACAUGAGCCUAUCCAGCUCCCUGCCCCUGAACAUUUGGAUCAGUCCGCCGCUUUCUUCGACCCUCAAAAUGUCAGAGGCAAGCAGCUUCGUGAGCAAGUGGCUCAUGAAACAUUGGAUGAGUUGCUGAAGUAUGUCUUGGAGGACGGCGGAUCGGUCGGGAUUCUAGACGCCACGAAUCAUACUCAAGAACGACGGUUGUCCCUGGUAAGACACAUUCGGGAGCGGGACGAGAACAUCAAUCUGCUUUUCCUCGAGUCUCGGUGUCAAGACAAGAAUCUGCUUCAAGCCAACAUGCGACUCAAACUGUCCGGGCCGGACUAUAAAGGCAAGGAUCCAGUCGCCGCACUGAGGGAUUUUCAAGAACGCGUUGGUCAAUAUGAGAAGUCGUACCAGAAGCUGGAUGACUUCGAAGAAGAACACAACAUGCCAUAUUGUUCAAUGAUCGACGUUGGCAGGAAGAUGAUCAGUUAUCAGGUCAAGGGAUUUUUGUCCAUCCAGACUGUGACGUAUUUGAUGAACUUCAAUCUGGCACCCAGGAUGAUCUGGAUUACUCGGCAUGGUGAAUCCAUGGACAAUGUCGCCGGCAAGAUUGGCGGGGACAGCUCUCUGAGUGCGAAUGGACUGAGAUAUGCGAAGGCUUUGGAGAAGUUCAUUGGUGAGCAGUGGAGGUCGUGGGAAGAUCACCAAGCGCAGAAGCAAGCCAACACUCACUUCCCUCCUCUUCCUGGAGAUACGACGCCUCCCAACCCGGAAUACACUGCUCAGACGCUACAAGAAAAAAAUUUCUGCGUCUGGACGAGCAUGCUGAAGAGAAGUAUCGAAACCAGUCAGUUCUUCAACGAGGAUCAGUACGAUAUCAAGCAGAUGCGGAUGCUCGACGAAUUGAACGCCGGAUAUAUGGAGGGAAUGACUUAUUCAGAGAUUCGAGACAAAUUCCAGCACGAAUACGAGCUGCGGAAGCGAGACAAGCUGUCUUACCGAUAUCCAGGACCUGGUGGAGAAGGAUACCUCGACAUCAUCAACCGACUGGGCAAAGUGAUUCUCGAGAUCGAAAGGAUGACGGACCAUGCCUUGAUUAUUGGACACCGAAGUAUUGCUCGAGUUCUUCUGGCAUAUUUCAUGGGUCUCAAGCAGGAGGAUAUUAGCGACCUUGAUGUUCCCCUAGGUGUGGUGUAUAUGUUGGAACCGAGACCUUACGGCGUUGAAUUCAAAGCGUUCCGUUGGGACCCAGCCACGGAUGAGUUUCGAUACGAACCUGAUUAUCGAAUGAGGCGAGCUAUGGACCCCCAAGCCUGAUUUUCCUUUUUGUUUCGCAUGAUACCCAUGGUGUUACUGUAUAUAUACUUCAUAUGGUUAUAUAAAUUGUCAUUGGCUGAUUUCCCUGUCAUUGUCCUUUACAUACAUGGGCGUUGCUACGACUGGACUAAUACUCUUUGCAUUUCCGGCAGGCAAGACAGUUAUUGUCAUCAACGUUCGGAGGCGUUCGCGUUAAUCAACCCGUGGGUGGACUGCUAAACCUGUUGAGAGCGAUCUCUGGGAUUCCUGGGGAUGUCUUUGCUUGUUAGCGCUGGCGUUGCGGGAGGAAAUUAUUGAAGCAAAUACAUUGAUCGACUGGGAGUGUUUGGAAUGAUUAACGGGCGGAAUGGAAGGCUUUGCUCUAAGAUUCAAGGCUGGCGAAGGCAGCGAGUAAAUAGUACUGAAUCAUUGUGAGCCUUGAAAAAGCUCAGUGGGGAGUCACAAAUGAUACUUCACUGAUUACUGCUUCC
Exophiala xenobiotica is the source of this 2902-nucleotide messenger RNA. RefSeq lists its product as uncharacterized. Gene Ontology annotation, molecular function: 6-phosphofructo-2-kinase activity; ATP binding. Bases 300 to 2432 code for a protein of 710 amino acids. Gene Ontology annotation, biological process: fructose metabolic process; fructose 2,6-bisphosphate metabolic process. The record is from RefSeq and is a predicted model, not a curated record. Gene Ontology annotation, cellular component: cytosol. NCBI's taxonomy places the organism in Eukaryota, Fungi, Ascomycota, Eurotiomycetes, Chaetothyriales, Herpotrichiellaceae. The transcript is spliced from 3 exons.